Molecule: messenger RNA, 2143 nt
Organism: Danaus plexippus (monarch butterfly)
Lineage: Eukaryota; Metazoa; Arthropoda; Insecta; Lepidoptera; Nymphalidae
Product: piggyBac transposable element-derived protein 2-like
Exons: 1
Coding region: 317-2125 (602 amino acids)
Source: RefSeq, a predicted model, not a curated record
AAUAUUACUAAAUAAUUUAGAAUUAGUAGAAAAAUAUUUUCGUUGUUGCAACACUGAACAACACAUGUCAAAUUCAAAAUGGCUUCGAAACAACAAAGUGUUGGCGGGACCCGGGUAAGUUUUUGCGUUAUAAAUUACUUUUUAGCUCAAAAACUAAUAAAAAAUGGUGUGUUAUUUGAUCUAAAAACUAUGUAUUACUCAAAAAGUGGUUUUAUGCGUUACUGUGUCAAUUUUUAUGGCCGAUUUUGGUUGAAACAAAUGUAUGUACACUGCACUGCACGUUGCCAAUAACGCACUAAAAUACUAAAAAUGAACUAUGGUAACCACGCUGUACAUUGCUAAGUUUACACAGUUUUUGUUUUUCAACGAAUCGGCAGUUUUUGUUUAUUUAUUUUUUUACCUUCUCAUAAAAACUGUCUGCUUUGAACUUUUUUUUUUCUUUUUCCGCCUGCAGAACUUACAACUAACUCGCGCCCAUAAGAUCUUGGCUUUGGUACCCGCUCAAAACGCAUGCUCUGACGAUAGUUCCACAUCUGAUGAGGAAGCAAAUGCUUAUAUACCGCCUUCACCAGAUACCUCUGAUCCACCUUCAAUAGCAUCAUCACUAAAUUAUCAAUGGUUAAAAGCAGUAUUUCGUCACAAUGUAUCUCUUGAAGAAAACUUAUACAAUCUCCAUCAAACACAAAUAGAGACAGUACUGGAUUAUUUUUAUUUCUUUUUUUCUCCUGACUUAAUUACUGACAUUGUUUAUAAUACAAAUUUAUAUGCAGUUGAACAACUAGGUCGAUCUAUUCAGCUGACAGAAGAUGAGAUUAAAAGCUUCCUGGCCAUUCAAAUCAUGAUGGGUAUAGUACAGAUGCCAGCUUAUACUGACUAUUGGGCAAGAAAAACAAGAUACCCUCUCAUUGCUGAUCUUAUGCCUCUCAAAAAGUAUCAACAAAUACGUCGAUAUAUUCAUUUUGUUGAUAAUACUUUGCAAGAUUCAGACCGUUAUUUCAAGAUUCGCCCCCUAAUGGAGAAAAUACGCAAAAAUUUUCUGAAAAUUGAAGAAGAAGGAAAAUAUUCCAUUGACGAGAUGAUGAUACCUUAUAAAGGUCGUAAAGCAGGUAAACGAAAGCAGUACAUAAAAAUGAAACCUAAGAAAUGGGGGUUUAAGAAUUUUGUCCGUGCGGGUGUUUCGGGUAUCAUCUACGAUUUUAUUCUGUAUGGUGGCGACGAUACCUUUCGUGGACUGACUUUUUCAGAGAAAGAAGCUACAAUUGGUUUAGGAGGUAUGGUAGUGCUUGCAUUGUGUCAAACUAUAAAGAAAAAGCCGGCCAUUGUGUAUGCUGAUAACUUUUUUAUGUCGCCUGAACUAACAUAUAUUCUGCGGGAAGAAUACGGGAUCCUUAGUCUAGGAACAAUAAGGACUAAUCGUCUCAGAGGCUGUCAAGAGUUAUUGCCAACUGACAAACAAUUAAAAAAGAAGAAACGCGGUUCUAGCGCCCAGGUGGUUUGCAAUAAGAAUAAGUUGGCAGUCGUAAAGUGGAACGACAAUAAAGUGGUUACACUUAUUAGCACCUACAUAGACUCGUACCCCUUAGAAACAAUCAAACGAUACGAUAAGGAUGAGAAAAAGAAAGUAGAUGUAGAAUGUCCUCAAGUGGUCAAACAUUACAACAAACAUAUGGGAGGGGUCGAUUUAGCAGAUAUGUUGAUAUCGUUAUAUAGAACUCCCUUCAAAAGUCACCGUUGGUACUUGGGAAUAUUUUCACAACUUGUUGAUAUGUGUAUAAAUAACGCUUGGCUCCUACAUAGAAGAGAUGGGAAGAAGACUUCAUUGAAAGAUUUCAGAUUUGAAUUGUUUGAUGGGUUGUCUAAGUCUAAUAGAAUAGGAACAAACCAAAACGUUACAGACGAUAUAGGCGAGAAUCUGAAAAUCCAUAAACCAGUCUCAGUCCGACCAACUGAUAGCGUCAGAUUUGAUAACACAGGUCAUCUUCCAGAAGCAGGUAAUGAAACAAUGCGUUGCAAAUAUUGUAAGAGUGGAAGAACAUCUGUCUACUGUAUAAAAUGUAACGUACAUUUGUGUUUUGUUGUGGGAAAAAUAAAACGUAAUUGCUUUCGUAAUUUUCACCUAAAAUAAUAAAGAAUAAUUUAAAUA